Varroa destructor (honeybee mite) is the source of this 596-nucleotide messenger RNA. RefSeq names its product ribosomal protein L35A (gene RpL35A). Gene Ontology annotation, molecular function: structural constituent of ribosome. Gene Ontology annotation, cellular component: ribosome. Lineage: Eukaryota; Metazoa; Arthropoda; Arachnida; Mesostigmata; Varroidae. Gene Ontology annotation, biological process: translation. The record is from RefSeq and is a predicted model, not a curated record.
AAACAGACGAAUCGAAACCACAACAAACUCCUUUCCGGCCCUGUUUGUUCUUUUCAGCCAUAUUGAUUUCUCGUUAAAAUGGCCGACACAGCCAAGAAGGCAGUGAAAAAAGCACCGGCCCAAGCGGCCUCUGCGCCCAAAAAAGAACCGAAAAAGGCUCCAGCUCUUGUUGAGUCGGAGGUCCGGCACCUGCGCCCUACGCCGAGGGUACGCCUACAUGCAAAGGCCGUCUUUACCGGGUUCCGGCGUGGACAGAGAAAUCAGCGCGAGCACACCGCUCUCCUUAAAAUAGAUGGUUGCCUUCGUCGCCAGGCUGCCCAAUACUAUGUCGGCAAGCGUUGCGUGUACCUUUACCGAGCUAAAAAUUCUAAACGUGUUCCUGGCAAGUCAAGAGAUCAGCAGACGAAGGUUCGUGCCAUCUGGGGUCGGGUAUACCGUACUCACGGUAAUUCUGGAGUCGUUCGCGCGAAGUUCCGUGUUAAUCUGCCCGCGAAGGCCAUGGGGAAUCGCGUUAGGAUCAUGAUGUACCCAUCCAACAUAUAAACAAUAAACGACGAGCGCAAUUUUCUUGUGCAGGCGUCGCCGUUGGCUCGGUA